AUGUGCGUUGCCCCACACGUGCGGUGAACGUUUGGACCUGCUGCAUGAAGCACAUCUGAGACUCGCCAGCGCUAAAAUUGAAAAGUAAUUGUUAAAGAAAAUAGAAGGCGUGUUGUUGCCCUUUUAAACUCGGGUGAAAGAAGAUAAUCCUCCGUGAAGCAUUUCGCCGAGAGGGCCGGAAUACCAGAAAAAACUAUUCACAAUGACUGAAGCCCAGGUGAACCCAAAGGCCUACCCGCUGGCCGACGCCACGCUGACCAAAACCAUCCUGGACCUGGUGCAACAAGCGUCCAACUACAAACAGCUGAGAAAGGGGGCAAAUGAAGCCACUAAAACCCUGAACAGAGGCAUCGCUGAGUUCAUCGUGAUGGCCGCUGAUGCCGAACCACUGGAGAUCAUCCUCCACCUGCCACUGCUCUGCGAGGACAAGAACGUCCCGUACGUGUUCGUCCGCUCCAAGCAGGCCUUGGGUCGGGCCUGUGGGGUGUCGCGCCCCGUCAUCGCUACCUCAGUCACCAUAAAGGAGGGGUCUCAGCUCAAACCGCAGAUUCAGUCUGUCCAGAUGGCUAUUGAGAGACUGCUGGUGUGAUCUGUGUUGCACUGUUGAAGAAAGGGGAGUUGAAUAAAAUG
This is a messenger RNA of Amphiprion ocellaris (clown anemonefish), 630 nucleotides long. It is a transcript of the gene snu13b, whose product is annotated as SNU13 homolog, small nuclear ribonucleoprotein b (U4/U6.U5). Gene Ontology annotation, cellular component: U4/U6 x U5 tri-snRNP complex; precatalytic spliceosome; nucleolus. NCBI's taxonomy places the organism in Eukaryota, Metazoa, Chordata, Actinopteri, Pomacentridae. Gene Ontology annotation, molecular function: RNA binding. The record is from RefSeq and is a predicted model, not a curated record. Gene Ontology annotation, biological process: ribosome biogenesis; mRNA splicing, via spliceosome; maturation of SSU-rRNA. Bases 203 to 589 code for a protein of 128 amino acids. The transcript is spliced from 3 exons.